UGUAACAACAGGACUGGGCGUGUCCGAAUGAGUUUACUUCAGUUGUAACUGAACUUACCGCAGAUGUAGGUCAACGCUAAAUCAGGCUAUUGUCAUUUCAUUUCAUUUUAACUUCAUUCGCUGUGUCAAACGAACGCAGGCGGUCAGAAAGUCUUUUAUGAGUUUAAGAUAUGUUCAGAAGUUUUGUGGAUGUUGAUUCAUUUUGGCGGCUGUUAGCCAGGAGGGACUUGCUUCCAUAUUGCUUCCUGAAGCAGAAACAUGGAUAAGGCCAGUGAUGCUGGGAGCCAGGCGGACCAAGUGGACGCCCUCAAAAUCUUUUCAAAGAGUUUCAGGGGGGGCAGUGAAAAGACUGAGGAGAUGGAGACUGUCCCCGGCAGCAGCAGCAGCAGCAGUAAAGCAGCAGGUGGCGACCCUUACCGCUACAAGAUGGACUACCCCAACAUGGGAACCUGUCUGAUAAUCAACAACAAGAAUUUCCACAGUAGAACAGGGAUGAGUACUCGUAACGGGACGGACGUUGAUGCUGCUUCUGCUAUGAAAACCUUCACUAAACUGGGCUAUAAGGUCAAAAUGGCCAAUGAUCUGACUGUGAAGGACAUGACGAACAUGAUGUCAAGCGUGUCCAAAGAGGACCACAGUAAAAGCGCAUCAUUUGUAUGUGUGUUGCUAAGUCACGGAGAUGAGGGAGUGAUAUAUGGCACUGAUGGCUUAGAAAAGUUUGAAGUCCUGACAAAACACUUUAAAGGAGAUGCCUGCAAGAGUCUGGUGGGGAAACCAAAGCUCUUCUUCAUACAGGCGUGCCGUGGUUCAGAGCUGGAUGGUGGAGCCAUGGUUGAGACCGACAGCGUAGAGGAGCAAAAAAUAGAGAGGAUUCCUGUGGAGGCGGACUUUUUGUAUGCCUAUUCCACCGCUCCAGGCUACUACUCAUGGAGGAACACGCUCAAUGGUUCCUGGUUCAUGCAGGCAUUGUGUGAGAUGUUGCUUUGUCACAGCGGAGAGCUGGAGCUGAUGCAGAUCAUGACCCGAGUCAACCGCAAGGUGGCGCUAAACUUUGAGUCCUCCUCCAACCUACCUGGAUUUAAUGGCAUGAAGCAGAUCCCCUGCAUUGUCUCCAUGUUGACUAAAGACUUUUACUUUCCUCACUAGUCUGAUUUCUACUCAGGGCUCCACUUUAACUGUUCUCUUUCUUUUACCUACAAGAGAGUAACCUGCAAUGGAAAACACAGCUGUAAUGUGAUGAAAUGUACCAUCAGCAUUAGGACAAAAGGGAUUUUAUGAUGAUAAGUAUGUUUUUAGUGUUGGAUCUUUCAGGGAAACCUUAACCACUUUCUGUGAUCAUUAUGAAUGAAUGAAUUCAUAGUAAAUCCCCCUAAAAAGGGCUUAAAAAUGUGAACUUUAAAAAUGUUUGCUACAUGAAUGUACACUGUAUAAGAUGAACGAUUAGUUGACCACACAAUAAAUCUACAAGCACAAAAAGA
Thunnus maccoyii (southern bluefin tuna) is the source of this 1478-nucleotide messenger RNA. RefSeq names its product caspase-3-like. The record is from RefSeq and is a predicted model, not a curated record. Gene Ontology annotation, cellular component: cytoplasm. The transcript is spliced from 7 exons. Bases 259 to 1146 code for a protein of 295 amino acids. NCBI's taxonomy places the organism in Eukaryota, Metazoa, Chordata, Actinopteri, Scombriformes, Scombridae. Gene Ontology annotation, biological process: positive regulation of apoptotic process; keratinocyte differentiation; proteolysis.